This is a messenger RNA of Thlaspi arvense, 750 nucleotides long. Lineage: Eukaryota; Viridiplantae; Streptophyta; Magnoliopsida; Brassicales; Brassicaceae. The record is from the annotation of a GenBank genome assembly.
AUGAUCAGGUGGUCUCUGAUUGCUGGAAGACUGCCGGGACGCACAGACAAUGAAAUAAAGAACUAUUGGAAUACCCAUCUCAGCAAGAAGCUCAUCAACCAAGGGAUAGACCCCAGAACUCACAAGCCUCUUCUCACCCACCCCAACCCUAACCCUAACCCUAAUCCUGAUCUCUCCACUUCUUCCACGGCUAUUUUGUCCACAGAUCCAAAUCCCAAUCCAUUCCCCAACCUUAAUCCUAACCUGAGCUUCUCAGCUGGGUUAGAGUCACUAGAAUCGGAACGAGCUUUAGUAGCAAACCAUGUCUCCAACCCUAGCCCCGAUCCCAGAACACUUGUUGUCGAGAACAAAGAGGGUAACUCGUCCGAUCAUUAUCCACAAGAAUAUCGAGUUGCUAAUAAUUGUAAUCAAACCAGCUGGAACCACAGUGAUGGAACGUUGAUGGGGUUGCAGAGCACCCAUGGAAACUACGGCAAUCAAGACAACUGUAUUGGGUACUUCAACGAUGAUAUCUUCUCAACAUUCCUUACUUCCUUAAUUAACGAAGAAGAUGUUUUCAAAAAUCAGCAGCCAGAACAUACCAACAUGAUGACGGUGCCGUCAUCAUCCACCCAGCCUGUUAUGCCUUCCAUGCAUAUGCAAGUCUCCAAUCAUGGCAUGGCCGCGUGGGAAGCUUCACUGCAGCAGGCAUCAAAUAUGCAGCCUACCUUCAGCUACGAAUGGAAUGGUUUUAAUAACCAGUUUGCUUAA